Molecule: messenger RNA, 5415 nt
Organism: Nelumbo nucifera (sacred lotus)
Lineage: Eukaryota; Viridiplantae; Streptophyta; Magnoliopsida; Proteales; Nelumbonaceae
Molecular function (GO): protein binding; ADP binding
Source: RefSeq, a predicted model, not a curated record
GUCUACUCUUUCCCAUCUGGUCAUAGUUUUGAUACAAAAAAGACAACAUGCAAUUGAUACAACACUGCUAGCUAGACUUAUCUUCUUUUCUUUUUCAUUUCUCCACGGCCAUCUUCUAUAUAAACCCAUCACUUUAUUUAGCUUAAAACGUGUUGAUUAUGGUAUUUCAGGUGCAUUUCUUGGACGAAAACUGGCAUAUCCUGACUCUAUAUAUACACAUCCAUCUUUGAAAGAUUCUACACAUCCUUCUUCCAUUUAAGACUGGCAUACAAGCAGGACAUCAUCAGUUCUCAGUUGAACUAGAGCAGCUGCAAUCGAAGAACAUAAUAGCUGCAGCUGGAAGGAGAAUUCAUUAAGAUAAGUACACUUUGAACCUUCUUUUCGAUAUACAGACAUGCUCUGCUGCUUUACUUCGAGUUAAAUUCUUGUUCUUCAGUUCUUCUUGAAAGAAAAAUAUUAGGAAAAAACACAUCUCGAAGUCUUUUGUUCUUGACUUCUUUAAAUUGUUAAUUCUCGUCCAAAUCCAAAAUGGAAGUAAUUAGUGAAGCAGGAGCAUUCAUUAGUGAACCGAUUCCCUCACCUCUUCCAAGAAGAGCAGCAAUUCUGAAAGGGGAUUUCAUGGCUUUUGAAUCGAGGAAGUUAGCCAUAGAAGAGGUCAUAGGGGCGUUGAAGGAUCCAAAGAUCAACGCCAUCGGGGUCUAUGGGAUAGGAGGGAUUGGCAAGACUAGCCUGAUAAAAGAAGUUAGCAAACAAGUAGAAAACGACCAGCUUUUUCAUUCGGUUCUGAUGGUGGCUGUUCCCCAAACACUAGACAUAAGAAAGAUUCAGGGAGAUGUUGCUGCCAUGAUAGGGCUAGAAUUAGGAUCAGAAGAAAGCACGCGUUUAAGAGCAGUUAAUCUGUGCCAAAGCUUGAAAGAAGUGAAUAGAAUUCUUGUAAUCUUAGAUGAACUUUGGGAGGGAAUAGAGUUGUCAGAUGUAGGAAUUCCUUGUGGAAGGGAACAUAUGAGCUGCAAGAUACUAUUCACCACAAGACUCAAGGAGGUAUGUGAUGUGAUGGGUAGCUCAGAGGAUCAAUCAACCAAAAUCUUCAACCUUGGUAUCUUGACAGAAAAUGAAGGUUGGGAUUUGUUUAAAUGGAAUGCAGGUUUGUUUGUUGACUCUCCAACAUUCAAAGAUGCAGCAAAGGAGGUUGCUAGAGAAUGUGGAGGUCUCCCUCUGGCACUAGUCACAGUCGGAAGGGCUCUGCGAGGUAAGGAGGACAUAAAAAUAUGGGAAAAGGCAGCUGAUGAAUUGAAGAAGUCUAGAACUAAACAGAUUAGGGGCAUUCAUGAAAGAGUGUUGUCAUGUCUAGAGUGGAGUUACCAUCAAUUACUAGAUGAGGAAACCAAGCAAUUGUUCUUGUUGUCUUGUCUAUUCCCUGAAGAUUAUAAUGUCAGUGUAGAGAUGUUGGUGGAGUAUGCAAUAGGUGAGGGACUGUUUGCAGAUGUAGAGACAAUGGAAGAAGCAAGGCACAGAGCACAAUCGAUAAUCAGCAACCUAAAAGAUUGUUUCUUCUUGUUAAAUGAAGAAGAAAAUGAAAAAUUCUCCCUAGGAGACACUCUUGACAUAGACAUAGGUUGUGUGAGAAUUCAUGACGUGAUUCGUGACAUGGGUAUCUCAAUUGCAACAUCAUCAAUGGUGAGAGCAAGACAAGGAUUGAAGGACUGGCCGAGGAAUAGCACAGAUGGAGAAGAUUACCAUAGAAGAGUCUCGCUGAUGCACAAUCGGGUAUUGAAAUUCCCCAACCAGUUGAAAUACCCAGAACUCCAAACCUUGUUGUUGCAGAACAAUUGUCCUUGGCAAUUGCAAAAAGACGAAAUGAUCACAGUCCCAAAUACCUUCUUUGAAGGAAUGCCUGCACUCAAAGUAUUGGAUCUAACUGAAAAUCAUAUUUCAGUUUUACCUCCAUCAUUAUAUUCCUUGACAAACCUUCGAACACUACGUCUGCAUUGUAGGCAAACAGAACUAUAUGGGCUUGGAGAGCUGAGAAAACUUCAGAUACUUGUACUUCAAAUUCACUCUAAUAAUACGGUGGUACUGAAAGACAUGGAACAGCUAACCACUCUAAGAUUGUUGAAUUUGCAAUGCAGAUGGGGUUCCAUUGUAAUUCCACCUGAAAAGAUAUUGAACUUCUCGAAGCUAGAAGAACUAUAUAUGAAAUCUAACAACAAGUUUGUUAUGGAGCAAAAGCCAGGCGGAGAAAUAACCAUUGAUGUUAGUAAUAGCUUUGCUGAGAUAACACGCUUGCCCUGCUUAACUGCUUUACAAAUAGGAGUAAACAAUGUUGAAUGCUUACCUCAAGAAGUCAGUUGUCAUCCAAACUGGACAAGAUUUUGCAUAGGUGUCGGCAUGGGCACUCAUUAUGGUCGUUAUGUUGUCUCUACUACAAUGAAAAUCUCAAGAUCCUUGAUCCUCAACAACACCCAGAUCUGCAACCUUCCAGAUUGGUUUAGAAAGGGGGUCUUACUGAAGGCAGAACUAUUGCAUUUUUGUUAUUUCAGAGAGGAUUUAAAGAACAUAUUUGAAGAAUCUGAUCAAGAAUAUCUUUCUGAAGGUGGUUUCAAGCUGCUCAUUGUUGAAAAUUGUCCAUGGAUAGAAUGUUUCCUGAAUGUGAUGGAAUGGAAUUUGAAACAGACGGUACUAUUCCACCAUUUGGAAGAGUUACGCCUCAUUGGUUUAGAAGAUUUAAGGCAUAUCUGGCUUGGUCAACUUCCAAAUGGGUCAUUCAAGAAAUUAAAAUUCUUGAGCAUUGAGAAUUGUGGCAAACUGAGAAAUCUCUUCUCCCCUGCUCUAGCUGAAAGCUUGUCUCAAAUGGAAACAAUUAUAAUUAGGGAAUGCGAAGCGUUGGAGGAAAUUGUUGUGAAGGAGGAAGAAACAGUGGUGGAAGAAAAGAUUGUUUUCCCUCGAUUGAAGAUUUUAGUGCUCGAAGUUAUGAAGAGCAUCACGAGUUUCUACCGUGGAAAUGCAAGCGUCGAAUGUCCACGACUGGAGAAAGUAAGAUUGGUGAAAUGUGAGAAUAUGAAGAAUUUCACUUUACGGCUCCAAAAUACACCAAAGCUAAAGAUAUUUGAAGGAGAGAACUUCCAAUUGUACGAAUCUGAUGUAAAUGCUGCCAUUCAAUCCCUUUACGAGUUCCCACAGGUUUGGAGAUUAUUUUCCAAACUGGAAAAACCUCUGAGGGAUCAUUUGAAACAAAAUCUCCAAGAAGAAGGUGCAAAAAUCCGGCUAGAUGAACUGAAAAAGUACUGGCAAGUUGACUCUGAGCUCUCGACCUUAAGCUCAUUCAGAGACAAAGAAGUCUUACAGACAAAAAGAUGGAGCAUAGCAGCACGCUGGCUAGCCGAGUUUGAGCAUAAUCUUAUCAGCUUGGGCCUUUUAAGAUCUGAAGAAAUCCCAGAGCACAACAUGCAAUUCUUGAAGACUCGGGAAUUACUAUACCAACUGAUACAACCUUUCAGAAAGUAUUUCCGGUGGAGAUACAAUAAGUCAACAGAACGCCAGGAGCUAAGAAAACAAGAAAAAAGGUGGAGAGAUGAUCCUGAACUCAAGACGUUAAGCUCCUCAUCACCAGCUGACGAGGCCUUGAUCAGAAUAAGCAUAGCUGAACGCUGGCAAGGAGAUUACGAGCAUCAACUUAUUAGUUCUGGCUUGGUGGCUGCUGGAUGCACGACUGAGCACAUCCGACAAUUCCCACAGGUUUUGAAAUUAGUACAACCAGCAAAGAAUUCUCUGGGAAAUGAAAGAGAAUUGCCUAUUCCUGCAAUAUUAUUGGAAGAAGGUUAUGAUCCAGAAAGUGAAUCAAUUGUCUAUAAACGCUUAGAACUAGAAGAUCUCAUGAAACGCUGGCAAGUAGAUCCUGAGCUUAUCAACUUGAGCUUAUCAUGGGAUAGCACCUCAAAGAAGUGGAUGAGAAGGAGCAUAGCAAAACGCUGGCGAGCUGAGUUUUUAGAUUACAUGAGAGAGUUCCGGAAGAUUCACAAAUUGUUUUAUCGAUCAAUAAAGCCUCUUCUAAAUUAUCUGCAAUGGAGAGAAAGGUGGGAUGACCUGACAGAACAGGCCCUACGGCAAUAUGGAGAAGAACUACGAAAAUGCUGGUUUGGGGACCCUGAACUCAUUAGAUUAAUUUCGUCAUCAGCUGAUGAAGCCACGAGGGAGCCAAUCAGAGGAAGCAUAGUAGAACGCUGGCUAGUGGAGUGCGAGAAUUCAUUUAUUUAUACAGGCUUGUUGCCGGUUGGAUGCACAACAGAGCAUGUCCGACAAUUCUUACAGGUUGUGAAGUUCUUUGUAAGAUUAAUGAACCCUUUAGCAAAUUAUAUAAACUGGAGGGGUUGGUGGAAUGGACAGCUAAAAGAAAGCCUGAAGGAACUCCGGGUAUCUCUCCAUUACAACUGGAUUGUGGAUCCUGAGCUUAUGAAGCUAAGCUCGUCACCAGAUCAAGCAUUAAAGAAAUCCAUAAAAAGGAUCAUAGCAGAACGCUGGCGAAUUGAGUAUGAGAAUGGGGUUGUUAGCCUAGGACUAUUACCAGCUGAAGGCACUCCGGAGCACAUCAAUGAAUUCCUGCAGGUCUUGGAAUUAUUACAACCAGUGAUGCGACCUUUCUCAUUUUGUCUGGGGUGGUAUGCCUCUGCCAGUCCAAUAGUAAGAGAAAGCCUUGAGAAACGUGGAGAAGAACUGUUGAAACGCUGGGAAGUGGAUCCUGAGCUUAUCACUUUGAGCUUAUCAUCAGAUGAAGCCUUAAAGAAGUCAAUGAGAUGGAGCAUUGCAGAGCGUUGGCAAGCUGAGUUUAUGCUUGAGUUUGUGCAGCUUGAGAAUGACCUUCUUAACUCAGGCCAUUACAUGGACGAGAGAACGUUUGGCUUCAUUGAAGAGAGCAAGGGGAACAAGAGGAGCUCUAAUCUCGACUCUAUAGUUUCCCUUUUUAUGGGUGAUAUUCAAUCCACUCCUGAUCUCGGUAUUCAGGAAUUAAAAGAAGGUGAUGAAGAUGAUGAUGAAGAAGAGGAGGAGGAGGUAGAUGUGGAGGGCGAGGGGGAGGGAGAGUGGGAAGAAGAAGAAGAAGAAGAAGAGGAAGAAGAAGAAGUAGAAGAAUUUGAUGAUGAUGAUGAUGAAGAGGAAGAGGAGAUACAGCAUGCAUCUUGGCGUUAAGAAGAAAAUGUAGGUCCAAAAAAUUGAGGUAUUUAAUGUUUAGGCAUAUUUUUUAGCUAAAAAACUCUAUUUUGAGAGAAUCAUAAAUUUUAUUUUUAAUGUGUUCUUACGUCCAUUAAAGAAUAGAACAAAGAUGAUUAAGAUCCAAAGAAUUUCAAAAUAUUUCAUGUUUAUGCAUUUGUUAAACAAGGUUAAAAUGAAAUUGUUGAUAGCAACUCUGUAUUGGGAAUGGAA